GAGGCGCACGACGGCCGGCCCUGCCAUUGGCUGGCCCGCUGACAGCUCGGGCGGCGAUUGUAGGAUCGCGGAGCUCCGCCUCCCCCCAGCGGGGCCCGGGGGCCAUUCAUAAACUACGCGGCCCCUCCGUCGGCCCAGAGACUUCCCCACCUCCAUGGCCCGAGCGCGCGGCGGCGGCGGGCGCAGCAGCAGCACCAGCACAAUCCACGGCCAGAGGUGGGCGGGCGAAGGAGGAAGAGGAGGAGGAGGACGAGGGGAGAGGGCGGGGGGAGCGGAGAGAGAAACCCUGGAAAGCCGCACUCGCCCCGCUGCUCUCCGGCGGCUCCACGGCGGCAAAAGACGGCCGGAACAAAGAGGCGCGCCGCUGUCCGCCCGCUGACCCGACAGCGGCACGAGUGAAUGGUCACAGGUCCGUCGCCGCUACUCCGCUCUGCCCAGCAUCACCAUCAUCAUCACCAGAUUACUAAGAAUAAUAGCAGCACUCAAAGAGCAGCAGACGGAAGCCCGACGGGGAAGGGCGGCGGCGGCGGCAGAAGCAGCUCUCCAAGAGGCUUCCACUCCCGGGAAGCCUUCCGAUCAGGCCGCCUGCAGUCGGAGAUCGACGCCAGCCGCCGCCAGCCGUCCCCGGAGGUCCCGGGACCGGCAUCGCCCGCGCCCUCGAGUUCCCGCGCAGCCUGGGCUUCGAAGCUCCCGCCGCUGAGAUGCAGGCCUGAGCUGGUGGCCCGGCGGUCGGGGGCGCCGGGCUCCGAUGUGAGGCUGCGGCGGGGGCGGCUGCGGGGGGCCAAGUUGGCGCGGAGAGGGCCCGAGGUGGCCGGCGGCGGCGGGUCGGCGGGGGCUCCGGGGCGGCCGCGGCGUUGGAUCCGUCAGCGUACUGCGAGAGCCCGGUGUACAGCCCGGACGUGUGCCCCAACAUGAUCGCGGCGCAGGCCAAGCUGGUGUACCAGCUGAACCGGUACUACACGGAGCGGUGCCAGGCGCGCAAGGCGGCCAUCGCCAAGACCAUCCGCGAGGUGUGCAAGGUGGUGUCGGACGUCUUGAAGGAGGUGGAGGUGCAGGAGCCGCGCUUCAUCAGCUCGCUGAGCGAGAUCGACGCGCGCUACGAGGGCCUCGAGGUGGUCUCGCCCACCGAGUUCGAGGUGGUGCUCUACCUCAACCAGAUGGGCGUCUUCAACUUCGUGGACGACGGCUCGCUGCCCGGCUGCGCGGUGCUCAAGCUGAGCGACGGCCGCAAGCGCAGCAUGUCCCUCUGGGUGGAGUUCAUCACGGCCUCGGGCUACCUGUCGGCGCGCAAGAUCCGCUCGCGCUUCCAGACGCUGGUGGCGCAGGCCGUGGACAAGUGCAGCUACCGCGACGUGGUCAAGAUGAUCGCCGACACCAGCGAGGUGCGGCUGCGCAUCCGCGAGCGCUACGUGGUGCAGAUCACGCCGGCCUUCAAGUGCACGGGCAUCUGGCCCCGCAGCGCGGCCCAGUGGCCCCUGCCCCACAUCCCCUGGCCCGGGCCCAACCGCGUGGCCGAGGUCAAGGCCGAGGGCUUCAACCUCCUCUCCAAGGAGUGCCACUCGCUGACCGGCAAGCAGAGCUCGGCCGAGAGCGACGCCUGGGUGCUGCAGUUCGGCGAGGCCGAGAACCGCCUGCUGAUGGGCGGCUGCCGCAACAAGUGCCUGUCGGUGCUCAAGACCCUGCGCGACCGCCACCUCGAGCUGCCCGGCCAGCCGCUCAACAACUACCACAUGAAGACGCUGCUGCUCUACGAGUGCGAGAAGCACCCGCGCGAGACCGACUGGGACGAGGCCUGCCUGGGCGACCGCCUCAACGGCAUCCUCCUGCAGCUCAUCUCCUGCCUGCAGUGCCGACGCUGCCCCCACUACUUCCUCCCCAACCUCGACCUCUUCCAGGGCAAGCCCCACUCCGCCCUCGAGAGCGCCGCCAAGCAGACCUGGCGCCUCGCCCGAGAGAUCCUCACCAACCCCAAGAGCCUCGACAAGCUAUAGGAGCGCCCCGGCCGGGCCCGACCCCACGGCGGGCGAGCAGAAGGACUCGCCGGGCGGCAGCCAAAGGGACCCCCUCCCCCGCGCGCCCAGCGCAGCGCCGGGCCCCUCUCCGCCACUCACCCCCGUCCCCUUCUGGGGUCUCCUUCCAAGCCUCGACGGUCUGGCGCACUGGCCAGCGGGCCCCGGGACUUGGGCGCAGCCAGACCAGCCCCCCCGACGGACUGCUCUACUCUGUCCCCCCCAAGCGUAAGUGUCCCCCGUUUGUUUCUCUCGCUCUCGUUCGCCUGAAUGUUGUCACCAAGUGAAAACAGACAUUUAUUUAAACUCUCUGUACGCCUUUCUCUGUUUCUUUCCUUUUCUUGUUUUUCUUUGGGGGGGGGGGGGGAGAAGAAGAACCACACGAAGUUUACUGGUGUUAAAUGUAUUUCAGUGCCAAGGUCAGAUGAUGUGCCCUCCCUCCGUCCCCCCACCCCCGGACUGACUUGUUGGAAAACGGUGAUGAUGAUGAUGAUAAUAAUAAUAAUAAAAAUAAAAAUGACUUUUAACUUUC
Messenger RNA from Sphaerodactylus townsendi, 2541 nucleotides. It is a transcript of the gene MAB21L2, whose product is annotated as mab-21 like 2. The transcript has a single exon. The coding region runs from base 912 to 1991 and encodes 359 amino acids. NCBI's taxonomy places the organism in Eukaryota, Metazoa, Chordata, Lepidosauria, Squamata, Sphaerodactylidae. The record is from RefSeq and is a predicted model, not a curated record.